AUGUACAUCACCCUCUACUACAUAGUCACCCGGCUCCCUGACUCCCUUCGCUCGGUCAGGGACCACUUCCUCUCUGUUUGCCCCACCACGCUCACCGUUGACCUCCUCGAGGAGCGCCUCCUGGCAGCUGAGAAGAGUGUAGUCGAUGCAAGGGCAAAGGGAACAAGGGCGCUGGAAAGGCUGGCGGGGGCAGUGGAGGUGGCGGUGGAGGCGGCGGAGGUGGUGGGGGUGGCGGUGGGAGUGGUGGUGGGGUUGGGGGCGUCGGUGGCGGCGGUGGUGGCGGAUGCGGUGGCGGCGGUGGCAGUGGGAGCAGAGGAGGCGGCGGUAGCGGCGGAAGCGGAGGUGGCGGCAGCGGCGGUGGAGGAGGCCGGGGUGGCUACGCGCAGUGAGGCGGCUUCGGUGGUGCCGGGUGGGGGUGCUGGUCCCUGUGCCUACGUCCUGCGUACCGGCGACCGCAUUGGUGAGACGUGCGAUGGCCCGCACACCACCCAGCACUGCUUCGGCCGCCUGACGGACGCUUGGCAUCUCCAGUUCCCUGACGCCAGUGAGAUCCCUUGCUGGGGUGAGUUCUUUAGGUCGGGGAUUGCUAUCUUUGAUCUUGAUUAUGAUGCUAUUCUUGCUGCCAUUUAUGUUGUGUCUACUAGUGAUGGGGGUGACUGUUACCUGUGUGUCCCGCCUGACCUAGGCAUUGAGGCUGCUGCUCUAGGUGCUGGUGAGGUUGCUCUUCCAGGUGCUAGUGCGUCUGCUGCCCCAGGUGCUGGUGAGUCAGGUACCACGUCGGCUCAGGCCUACCACACCUUCACCCUUGACUCGGGUGCUUCCCGCUCCUUCUUUCGAGACCGCACCACACUCACGCCGCUUCGUCGGCCAGUGGCGGUCUCUCUGGCAGACCCCUCUGGGGUUCCUGUCCUUGCCCACUUCUCCACUGUCUUACCAUGUCCGGCGGCCCCUUCUGGCACCCUGUCAAGUCUUCACCUCCCCUCGUUCUCUACGAACUUGGUGUGUCCCAGGUAG
Closterium sp. NIES-65 is the source of this 1014-nucleotide messenger RNA. NCBI's taxonomy places the organism in Eukaryota, Viridiplantae, Streptophyta, Zygnematophyceae, Desmidiales, Closteriaceae. The record is from the annotation of a GenBank genome assembly.